This is a messenger RNA of Eurytemora carolleeae, 1527 nucleotides long. Its product is annotated as golgin subfamily A member 6-like protein 1. The coding region runs from base 24 to 1400 and encodes 458 amino acids. The transcript is spliced from 7 exons. Lineage: Eukaryota; Metazoa; Arthropoda; Copepoda; Calanoida; Temoridae. The record is from RefSeq and is a predicted model, not a curated record.
UAAAGAGCACCCAGCAGGAGGAGAUGGAGACCCUAAUCACUAAGAACAACACGUUGAUGAACCAGGUCAACAACACUAUUCUACAGGAUAACCUCAGGACUGAAAAUAAGGAUUUGAGGGUUCAGCAUGAGAAAUUAUCCAGAUCAGUUCUAGAGAGCAAAGAAAAAAUCGUGGCACUAGAAAGAGAAAGAAAUGUUCUUCGGCAGCGCUGGAACACUGAGGCUGGAGAGAAAAUGGGAAUCAAAACCAAACUCAAGGAACUUGUCCAAGAGAAGGAACACCUUCAGAAAAGAUUAAAGGAACGUGAGGCAGGGUUCCUUGAGAUCAGGAACGCUCUGGGAAAGGAGUUGAAGGAGGUGAGGGAGGAGGGGAACAGCUGGAGAAGGAAGGUAGAAGGAAUGGAGGGGAAGGUGACUGCUUGGAAGCUAGAGAAGAGUUCAUUUCAGAGUCAGCUGAGCUCCACUGUAAAGAGUUUAAGCAAGGACAAGUCCUCCCUGAAAAGUAAGAUUUCCAACCUGCAGCUCAAACAGGAGGAACUGAAGCAGAAGAUACAGGAGAUUCAGGAAAAGGUUCAGGAGCAGCAAAACAAGAUUCAUGAGCAACAGGAGAAGAUAGAUAAGCAGCAAAAGAAGAUACAGGAACAGAAGCUUGAGCUGAAUGCAUCUUCGGAAGAGAAGAUUGAGCUAAACACAAGAUUAAAGCAACAGGAAGCAGAUCUGGAAAGAAAUAAAAACAAACUGGAAAAUAUUUUGGCUGCAAACUUGGAGCUUGAGGGGGACCUUAAAACUGGUUUUAAGUUCUCCAACUUUGAUCUUGGUUUGGAAUCCUUACUCCGUACUCCUUUGGAUGAUUUAAGUCUACAAAUAGAUAAUAUAGAUAUACUUAACAACAGGGCUUUCGAAAAACCGGAACAGAAACAACUAAAACAUGAGGAAGAACACGAACAGAAUGAGAUUGAAACACAAGAAGAUUAUGUUGAGAAACAAGAGAAUAUACAAGAACGGGAAGCGAACGAUCUAAAGGACCGUGAAGCCCAAGAGCUGAGAUUUUAUCAGAACUAUUCUGACACUGUUAUCAGGAAAUCUUCGAUAGAAAGCAGCGAUGACGACUUUGUUGUUGAAAUGGACGACACGGCGGACGUUUGCGAAGAACUUCCCGCAGAUCCACUGAAUGAGUCGACAGAGCAUGGGACGGAUUGCGACUGCGCGGAUUGUGACGAUGUCGACUAUUUGCACGGUUUUGUCGACGGAAAACCUUACGGAAUAAAGGAAAUGAUGGAAGACCUCAACACUGAUGAACUAAACCAGUCGGAAUACAACGAACUCAAGAAUUUUGCGAUUGAUACAUCUGAUAAUUCGGAAUAUAAUGAUGAUGUAGAAGAUCUACUUGGAGAUGAUUGAGUUCAUAUAUGAUGAUUGGGAAUUUGAUCUCAAGAUGUUUGAUAAGUGUUAAAAAAAAAAACAGAAUUAAAUUUAAUGUGUUGAAAAUUAUAAAUUAUAGAAACGGGUAUUUCGUUUGUAAUGCUUA